UAAUUAAUUUAUUUUUUAUUUUAUCUUUUCGUCCUUCAAAUCAGAUCCUCAAUUCUUUGCAGGUUCUGCCCAAACGAACGAGACAGUUGUGUGACAGAAGAGAACCUUGAAUCUUGGAAGUUGUAUUUCUUUACGGGAACGAGAGUUCUGCCAAACCUUUUAAUGGCGACUCCAGAGGUUAAUAAACCUCGUUCACUCCCUCCAUACCCCGAGAUGAUUUUGAAGGCAAUUGAAGCUCUUAAUGAAGAGAACGGUUCGAACAAAACGACAAUAUCAAAGUACAUAGAAUCCACGUACGGAGGUUUGCCUCAGGGGCACAAGGCACUGCUCAAUGUGCACCUUGCAAAGAUGAGGGACAGUGGUAAGCUAGUCUUUUGGAAAAACAACUACACCAUACGUGACCCCAACACGCCGCCCCGGCGGGGCCGGGGCAGGCCCCGAAAGCCCAAGGACCCUCUCUCCCCGGGCACUAUCGUUGCACCCUCCAGGCCCCGGGGAAGGCCCCCAAAGGAUCCAAAUGAGCUGCCACGCCCACCAAAGGCUAAGACCUCGGGUGGGAGUGGCAGACCGAGAGGGCGGCCAAGGAAAAUGGCCCGGCCCUCUGGGGGAUUUGAUGGCUCUCCACCGCCAAUGGUGGUUGGGGGUUCGCCUAGUGGGAGGGGGAGAGGGAGGCCUCCCAAAAUGAAAGGUCCAUUGGCGGAAAUUAGUGUUGAUCAAUAGGGUAACGCUUUUUUGUUCUUGGUUGUUGAAUCAUGGUAAUGUUUUUCUCUUCCAAGUGUUGGGGUUAGAAAAGUGUCUUUGAGUGUUACGUGUUUAGAUGAAUUGUUAUGUACAAUUUGUGUAGCGUUAGUUGAUGAUGAAGCUUUGGUGGUUUGUAAACUGUAACUGAAAAUAGGACAAUCAACCAUGGAUAGGACUUGAUGGACUCUAAAAUAUCUGAAAUUCAUGACAAGAAAUUUCUCGUGUGUGUA
Arachis duranensis is the source of this 971-nucleotide messenger RNA. Its product is annotated as HMG-Y-related protein A. Lineage: Eukaryota; Viridiplantae; Streptophyta; Magnoliopsida; Fabales; Fabaceae. Gene Ontology annotation, biological process: negative regulation of DNA recombination; regulation of DNA-templated transcription; chromosome condensation. Bases 163 to 720 code for a protein of 185 amino acids. The record is from RefSeq and is a predicted model, not a curated record. Gene Ontology annotation, molecular function: nucleosomal DNA binding; double-stranded DNA binding. The transcript is spliced from 2 exons. Gene Ontology annotation, cellular component: chromatin; nucleus; nucleosome.